Molecule: messenger RNA, 240 nt
Organism: Penicillium paradoxum
Lineage: Eukaryota; Fungi; Ascomycota; Eurotiomycetes; Eurotiales; Aspergillaceae
Product: ATP-grasp fold subdomain 1
Exons: 2
Coding region: 1-240 (79 amino acids)
Source: RefSeq, a predicted model, not a curated record
AUGGAUACCUCACCUGAGAUUCGACUAUCUCUGGUAACCUAUAUACAGGAAAAGGACAAGAUGAGGACACCAAGGGACACUGGGCUGAACAUCGCCUUCACGUACGACCCGAUAGCCGAUUAUCUCGAAUGUGGCUACUCGGAGACCGACUGUGCUGAUUUAGCCGAUGAAGUAACAGCCAACGCAAUCAUGAGUGCCCUCCGAAGGAGGAUUUUAGAGGGCAACGAGCCAGAGCGUUGA